AUGGAUUUAUUUUUUAUUGAAUUUGAAAAAGCACGGGUGAAGGAUCUGGCAAAAAUGCGUGCCAUCAUGGAAGUGGCCGAAAUUGAACAUACGGCCGAGAAAGUGGAGGUGAAAAAGGAGGAAAGCGGCGUAGGCGGCGAACCACAGCAGCAGCAACAGCAGGAUCAGCAACAACAGCGGAAAACUGAUGUACAACAAAUACAACUUGAGCUUAACCUUACGCUGGACCAGGUUGAAUAUAUUAUUGAAUUUCUCAAUUUGCCAAAAAAAAAACCGGUUAAUUGA
Molecule: messenger RNA, 285 nt
Organism: Gongylonema pulchrum
Lineage: Eukaryota; Metazoa; Nematoda; Chromadorea; Rhabditida; Gongylonematidae
Source: the annotation of a GenBank genome assembly